UCUUGUCGCUCUUCUCACAUUGAUUAUAAGCUACAAAAAACAAAUUCCUUAAACAGAGGAGAAAAUAGGAAAAAGAAUCCGAAUGUUGCAAAUCCAAACUCUCCAGCCAACAAACCUUGCAACAACACCCUUCCACCACCACCACCGUCCCCGUUGCGCCGCCGAUUCCGCCGCCUCUUCCACCACGCUCAAAUCCCCCUAUUCCGUCGCCAAAAUUAACCACUCAAUCCAAUCUCUCUGCAAAAAGGGCCAAUUGAAACAAGCAAUCCACUUGCUAUCCCAAGAGCAGAACCCCACCCAGCAAACAUACGAGCUUCUCAUACAAUCUUGCGCCCACCAAAAGAGUCUCUCCGAUGCAUUUUCCGUCCACAGAAACCUUGUUGACAAUGGGUUUGAUCAGGACCCCUUCUUGGCCACUAAGCUCAUCAACAUGUACACGGAAUUGGACUCCAUCGAGUACGCCCGUCAGGUGUUCGACGAAAUUACGCACAGAACCAUCUACGUUUGGAAUGCUAUUCUGCGCGCAUUAUCCUUAUCGGGCUACGGUGAGGAGGCCCUGAGUUUGUACAGGAGAAUGAACCAGACAGGGAUGCCUUCUGAUAGGUUCAGUUACACGUAUGCGCUCAAGGCGUGUGUAGUUUCGGAGUCGAAGUUCUCUUCGGACUGGAGGGGAAAGGAGAUUCACGCGCAUGUUCUACGACACGGUUACGAGAGCCAUGUGCAUAUUAUGACCACUUUGGUUGAUAUGUAUGCGAAAUUCGGAAGCGUAGAGAAUGCAAACUGUGUCUUCUCUUCCAUGCCGGCCAAGAAUCUGGUUUCUUGGAGUGCGAUGAUUGCAUGCUUUGCAAAGAACGGAAGGCCCUUUGAAGCAUUGGAGCUUUUCCGGGAGAUGAUGCUCGAGAGUGGUGGGGAUCUGUUGCCGAACUCAGUCACCAUGGUUGCUGUGCUACAAGCUUGCGCUGCGGUGUCUGCAUUGGAACAGGGGAAGUUGAUACACGGGUAUAUACUUAGAAAAGGCCUCGACUCGAUAUUGCCAGUUAUGAGUGCCCUUGUAACUAUGUAUGCUAGAUGUGGUGAUCUUGAAUUAGGGAAGAAUGUUUUCAACCAAAUGGAGAAGAGGGAUGUUAUUUCUUGGAAUUCGUUGAUUUCGAGUUAUGCAAUUCACGGAUUAGGAAGCGAAGCUCUUUCGGUUUUUCGAGAGAUGGUGCAGCUAGGACUUUCGCCUAGUCCGAUAUCAUUCGUUAGUGUUUUGGGAGCUUGUAGUCAUUCUGGACUAGUUGAUGAGGGGAAAAUGUUAUUCGAUUCUUUGUUAAAAAGAUACGGAAUCCAACCCACCGUGGAGCAUUAUGCUUGUAUGGUGGAUCUUCUUGGCAGAGCUAAUCGAUUGGACGAAGCGGCUAAAAUCAUAGCAGAUUUGCGAGACGAACCAGGACCUAAAGUUUGGGGGUCUCUUCUUGGAGCAUGCAGAAUCCACUGCAACGUCGAACUUGCGGAGAGAGCAAGCAGAAUGCUUUUUGAGCUUGAACCGACAAAUGCAGGGAAUUACGUACUUCUUGCUGAUAUUUACGCGGAGGCGCAAAUGUGGGACCAGGUGAAAAGAGUGAAGAAGCUUCUAGAAGCUAAGGGCCUGCAAAAGGUUUCCGGGUGUAGCUGGAUUGAAGUGAAACGGAAGAUUUACGCUCUUAAGUCGGUCGAUGAGUUGAAUCCACAGAUUGAGCAAAUUCAUGCUUUUGUGGUGAGUUUGUCGAAGGAGAUGAUGGAAAAGGGUUAUGUGCCCGAGACGAAAGUUGUUCUUUAUGACGUUGACGCUGAAGAAAAGAAACGAAUAGUGUUGGGUCAUAGUGAAAAACUGGCGGUUGCGUUCGGGUUAAUAAAUUCCAGUAGAGGAGAAACAAUCAGGAUUUCCAAGAAUCUGAGGCUAUGCGAAGACUGUCACACGUUCACUAAGUUCGUUUCGAAGUUUGCGAAUAGAGAGAUUUUGGUUCGGGAUAUUAAUCGAUUCCACCAUUUCAAAGACGGGGAAUGCUCGUGCAGAGAUUAUUGGUGACUUUUGUAAGAAUAUAUAUCAAACCCUUUAAUUUCAAAUUUGCUAUACAACGGAAUUUACGACAAAGUUCACUCGGUAUUUUUGCUAAUUUACUGCAGAUUUUGGUUGGUGUACAUAUAUGCAUAUUGAAUUGAUUUAACGAAAACUUUCUUC
Erythranthe guttata (spotted monkey flower) is the source of this 2200-nucleotide messenger RNA. It is a transcript of the gene CRR2, whose product is annotated as Tetratricopeptide repeat (TPR)-like superfamily protein. Gene Ontology annotation, biological process: RNA modification. Gene Ontology annotation, molecular function: zinc ion binding; protein binding; RNA binding. The record is from RefSeq and is a predicted model, not a curated record. NCBI's taxonomy places the organism in Eukaryota, Viridiplantae, Streptophyta, Magnoliopsida, Lamiales, Phrymaceae.